Messenger RNA from Symbiodinium sp. CCMP2592, 3543 nucleotides. The record is from the annotation of a GenBank genome assembly. Lineage: Eukaryota; Dinophyceae; Suessiales; Symbiodiniaceae.
AUGAGUGGUGGAAAGAAAGCCAAUGUCACCGUGGUGCGGGGUGCUGAAGUGGUGUCUCCAUCAACACGUAUCGCAAUCAGAGAGAUCUCUUUGGAUGAGCAUCGCAGUGGUUGGCGAGAACCUGAUUCAGUGCGGAUCAAGGAACUCGUGAAGGAGUUUCGGGAGGGCCGUUAUGGCCAGGCUCUGUUCAGGAAUAUCCGCCUCUUGCAGUGCAAGGGGAAGCCUAUGCAGGACGAUGCCCUCAAGUGGCUUCUGGAUGAUGGCUACAGCAGUGUGGCUGCCCUGGUGCAGGUGCACGAAGAAUGGGUGAAGCUGGGGGAGCCAUCCGUGGCCACAUCCUCCACGACCUCGGAGGCCACAGAAGCAGAUGGCAUAGUCUUCAAUGCCAUGCUAUUGGAUGUGCUCAAGAAUGGCAUUGUGUGCGAUGUCGUUCAGUAUCCUUCCGACAAGGCUGGUUUGAGCAAGAGGCGUAUGUCUAGUCAUGUGAUACUGUGCCAUGUGUCAUGUCCAAACACCUGGACUGAGAUCUUGCAGGAGGAAGAAAUCUUCGAAUUGCGAAGUCAAACAAAUGCAGCCCUUCAUGAUGAAGACAACAACAAAUUUGCCGCCACGAGCAUUCACACGAAGCUCCAGAUCGUGAGCCGAGCCUUUGCGAAAAUCCCCAACGGGCACAAGGAUCCCUACAAGGAGGUUCUGAACUCCUUGUUGUCGAACUUAGGCCGGGAGGGGUUCGUGCUGCAGCACGGGGCGAAAAGCCACUAUCUCCAAGUGGACCCGAUGCCACAAGUCUUUGCCUGCGGAAAUCCGCCAGUUCCACAAAGCUAUGUCUUCGACAAUGCCUGGUUGAUGGGCGAUGGCGUCCGGAGCCGGCAAAGGCUGACGUGGCAUAGUGCCGUAGUUGGUCUGGAGCUUCUUGUGCGAGAUCUCACGGAGAAGUCUGUGCCCAUGAAUGCAGAUCUGUUUCAGACACAGAUAUGUGCACCGUUGAAGACUGUGGAAUUGUGGGCCUCACAGGUGCGGACCACAUUUGGCAAGACGGCGACAGACCAUCCUGCCUUCGAUAGAGUGGUGACAGCCUUGCAGACAAAAUCUGGUUUAUUCAAGGUAGUGACGUGCAUGAAGAACCAGAUGAGGCUGCAUGGAAUCUCCAGCGAGGCCCCCGGCAUUCAAGAAUGCCAUGCCCUGUGGGUGGAGUUGAGCAAAUUGAAAGCCGGCGGGUCCGAGUCCCAGCCAGUGGCCCAGGAGGGAACUGCAACUUCCAGUCAGGACCCCCAGACAGCAGUCGCUGCAAGUGGGACAGCAGAUGAGCUUGGUAGCAUGAUGCUCGUGGACCUGGAUGACGGCACGGGCGUGGUUGAGGAUCCCAUCGAGAUCGCGGCGAAGAAGCAUGCGGAUCAAGAAGCCGACCACGUGCACAUUGUCUAUGACCACGACGACCUGCUCCGGAAGGUUGAGGCCAAGGCUCCAGCGUCGGGUCGAGUGGUCUUCUUGAUUGAUGCACCCACAAGCCAGAAAAGUGUGACAAACACUUACAUUGACCUGGUGGCGAAGCUUGCCAUGAAGGCCAGCCUGACAAGGGCCUCGGUGGGCAUUAUUUGCUCCCAAAGGGCAGACCUGCUGUCCAGCAGUAUGGCACGAGCUCUUUCCGUGCUGAAAGACAUGCAGUGCUUCGUGGUCCAGUUGACUGGGGGUGACACACAAGCACAUUCGAAGAAAGCGGGCUUCAUGCUUGUUUUGCACAACAAGGAGGACAAGUCGGUAGCAGUGCCCACCUCGUUGCCUUUGUUGAAGUCUCGGGCGAAAGCCCUUGAAUGCACAAGACUCCGAUGCAUGGCCUCGGACUGUCCCUUGAGGUCGCAGGAUGAGCUGGCCACAGUGGUCCCGGGUCCCGGGGCCACGGUGGCUUGUGAAAUCCCGGAUGAAGACAAAGAGCAGGAGCAGUUCGACAUGAUGGUUGUUGAUGGCGUCCCCUUCGCCGACGAUGAGGAGGAGGCAGCCGAUGCCGGGACGAAGCGGGACUACAUCAUAGAUCUAUUUCCGUUUACAAGACCCAUGUCGUUCUAUGCCGGCGUGUUCACACAGAUCCUCGGCCAGUCCACUCUUGUGGUUAUCAUGAGCUCAUCUGCUCAUCCGGGGCCAGUGCUGGCAGCUCGUGCACAAUCCUCGCAAGUCGUCUGGCUUUUGGACCGGCCUCGCAAACACAGCGUAGCCCAUGGUCGUCAGAUCAUGCAGCGAUUCUGGAAGGUGAGUCAUGAAAGGUGGGAACGUCGGGAGUCGAGCAAGCGAAGCUUGCGGGUCUCCGACAUUCAAAUGAUAGAGGGACCCAGGCUGGCAUCGGAGAAGCAGUCCGUGGAAAUGCUUCAGGUCGAACGGAAAGGCCCCGAUUACUCAAGGCCUUUCCUCACAGUGGACAGCUGGCCUGGAGAACUUCGUAGCAUGGCGGUCAGUCUGUGGGAGAAAGAGCUUGUGAGCUGUGGCCUCUCCUUGCAGAACUUCGGUGAGCGAGGCCAGGGUUUGGUGACGAGGACUUCCAGGAGGGAGGCCGAGAAAAUCUGCGAUGCCACAAACUUGUUGUUCACGAGCAAGGCUGCCCUCACCAAUUGCUUGCGAGCAUCUCCGAAUGAGUACUUUGCAGAUUCAGUUGUGCUCAUCCGGAACGUUUUGGUGAAUGGGGAGCCAACAGACAUGUAUGCCCUCGUCGCUCCCAAUGCUGUGCUGGAUAUGCAGAUCGAUGGUGCUGAAUCAGAGAUGUACAAGCUCAUCCUGCGUGUAAGUACUCGCUCAGGCUCCGGCAUUGCAGCCAAUCAAGAAAUUGUGCUGAAUUAUGGGGUGCACUACGACAAGGACCUGGGAAACCCCUGGAUUGACGAGCAGACAAAGAAGAAGUACAAGACCACCUUGGAGACCUUCUUCAGCAAGGCAGCUGGUUUGGAGGAUUCGGAAUCGCUGAGUAAGUCAUUAGCAGUGGCUCAGCCUGCGGGGGCAAGGCCAAACCCUUUUGCACCGGCUCCACAGCCGCCUGUCAGUGGCGUGCCGGCCCCACAGCCAGUCCCGAAAGCAGUUGAGGGCGGCGUGCCAGCAGCGAAAGCCUUGCCGGUGCCAUCACAGAAUGCCUCGGCGAAAGCCUUGCCGGUGCCACCACAGGAUUCCUCGGCGGCGCCGCCGCCCAAGGCCUCGCCUCCGUCUGACCCGAACGUGCUGAAGCAGAUCUCGGACCCGCCAAUGGAGUUGAAGCUCGAGGAGGGCAGGCUUGUGAUCACAACCCUUUCGGAUGCUAAGCGCCGGCUCAAGCCGCUGACUAUUCUCUGUGAGUUCUUCAAGGGCAAGAUCACUCCGGAUGCAGCGCCUGGUGUUCCGUCCUUUCCAUUUGCAGUUUCUCUCAAGAGUUUGAUCCUUGAUGCUGGAAGCAACACCUUCAAGACCGUGGAGUCGCUGAUCAAGGAGAAGAAUCUGACACAAAUCUACAUGCACGAGCCCUUUCCUCAAGGCAUGCCUCCCAAGGAGCUCCAGCCUCGUGCAAGCUGCUUGUCAGCACCGCCUUGA